GUAGUCAAAUGUAAAAAAGAAAAGAUAUUAUUGAGAUCUGAGUCUAAUGUUGGUCAGAUAGAAACAUUAACCAGUCUUACACCAUUGAACGAAGCUACAGGAUUGUUAGAUAUAUAUGGUUUUGAAAUAUUUGAAAGUAACAGUCUAGAACAACUGUGUAUUAAUUACGCCAAUGAAAAAAUACAACAACUUUAUGUUUCACAUUUUAUGAAAGAUUUACAGAAAGAAUAUGAGAUAGAAAGAAUAGAAUGGAGUAAUAUAAACUAUACUGAUAAUCAACAUUGUUUAGAUACUCUAGAGGGUACACAUAGUAUCUUCGGUCUUCUCAAUGAGGAAGUAUAUUUAAAUAGGAAGUGUAAUAUAAAGAUACUAACAGAACGUAUAUUAGAUAUUGGUGGUAAUAAACAAGCACCUGUUAUAAAGAAACCUAGUAAAUUCUCCUCUGAUCCUAGUUUUGUUGUUCAGCAUUAUGCAGGAGAGGUCAGAUACUCUGUAGACCAGCUUGUCAAUAAAAAUAAG
Molecule: messenger RNA, 519 nt
Organism: Lottia gigantea (owl limpet)
Lineage: Eukaryota; Metazoa; Mollusca; Gastropoda; Lottiidae
Exons: 4
Biological process (GO): actin filament organization; vesicle transport along actin filament
Cellular component (GO): vesicle; myosin complex; cytoplasm
Molecular function (GO): actin filament binding; ATP binding; microfilament motor activity
Source: RefSeq, a predicted model, not a curated record